Molecule: messenger RNA, 1257 nt
Organism: Misgurnus anguillicaudatus (oriental weatherfish)
Lineage: Eukaryota; Metazoa; Chordata; Actinopteri; Cypriniformes; Cobitidae
Source: RefSeq, a predicted model, not a curated record
UAUAUAUGUGGGCGCGAAAGUGUCGCGUACGCAAGUUGUUUGUUUUUGUUUAAUUUACUGUCGGAGCUCGCGCGUCAUAAUCUUCAAAAAUCUACGACCGUUACUUUUACUGCUGAGUUACGACAGACUGACCAAAAUUAUGCACAGACAUCCUAAAAAUAGAGCUCGGGCCAUGUUCAAAACCGAGCAAAGUAGAGCCGAGAACAUGGAGCAUGAUGCUUUAAUGAAAUCUGACUUUCCUGCCGUCCAAAUUCAAGAGCUCGGCGGUGGUGAACCAGCUCGAGUUAACAUCCAGAGUCAGACGAUUUACAGGCAAAAUCAACGACAUUAUGACGAUUUCAACCCAGUCAACAAAUCCCAGACGCAGGACAGUGGGAUUCAACAGGAUAACGUUGACAAGAUUACAUUUCCACCUUUUCCUCCAGUUCAAGCCUCACUAGAGACAGUGAAUAAAGAAAUACAGGAGUACAGGCGUAAGAGAGACACCAUCAAAAGGCCAAUGAAUGCUUUCAUGGUGUGGGCGAAGAUCCACCGACCCAUCUUUGCCCAGGCCAACCCUAAUGCUGACAACAGCAACAUCAGUGUCAUGCUGGGGUUAGAAUGGCACAGACUGUCUGAAGAUCAGAAGAAGCCAUACUAUGAAGAAGCACACAAAAUUUGUGCACAACACAGGCAGAUGUACCCAGAAUGGGUCUUUCAGCCAAAAAAGAAGAAUCAUACCCCAAGAGAACCACCUGUCUCCCAAACUUCCUUACCCUCCACUCUGACAUAUGGACAGAGAUCAGUUCCUUACCCAGUCCCCCUAACAUCUGUCGGAGAAAAUGGCUUACUAGGACAGAGCAGAUUUAAUACUCCAGCCAGCUUUAACCAAACCAUGGAGAUGCAACAAGGUGUUUCGAUGCCAGUGUCCAGCUCUGCCCAUCUCUACCUACCACCACAAGCAAUGAAUCCCUCAAGAAUGUUUCUUAACACUCCUUACUUUACUGCCUCUCCACACCUUUGCAUGUGUGCACCCCAGUUCUACCCAUCAGUUGCCAUUCCAAGAUCAGGCUGUUACUGGCAGAUGCCAUUCUCUGAAGGCAUGAGGACUGAGGAAUUGCCUGUCCAGAAUCAGAAAUAUACCUACAAUUUUCAUUGCGAUUUGGGGGACAAAAGCCAAUAGAUGAUGUAUUAGACUGUGAUUUUGUAAUGUAUAUUGUAAUAUGACAUGUAUAUUUAAUGUGUCUGCCAGAAAAUAAAAAUUGUUUGAAUUGCUUA